ACUUCGGCCGAGGCAGAUGCGGAUGUCCUUACUCUCGAUGCAAAGGCCCUACAGGCGCUUUUGACUCAGGGGCAAGUCACGAGUUAUGGUCUUGUCAAGAGAUAUUUAGCGCAAAUAGCGCAACAUGAUGAUAAGCUUCGGGCUAUGAUUAAGACCACUCCCGUUGAGCUGCUAGAGGCGACAGCUAGAUCUUUGGAUGAAGAACGCGCAUCUGGAAAGACCAGGGGACCAUUACAUGGCAUUCCUAUACUUAUCAAGGAUAACGUUGCUACUCAUCCAAGCCUCGGGCUCCCAACUACUGUGGGCAGUCUGGCGCUUCUGAGCUCGAAGCCGAGCAAAAAUGCCCAAAUAAUUGACCAGAUUAUUGAUGCCGGACUUAUAAUAAUGGGGAAGACUAACCUUCCGGAAUUUGCCAAUGCUCGGGGAUCUAAGAUGCCGAAUGGUUGGUCUGCAGUUCGCGGCCAAACAGAAUCCGCCUACGUUCGCGGGCGAGUAGACCAAGACGACACUCCCGAAGGCCAAUGGAAUCCGUCUGGAUCAUCUACAGGCUCCGCUGUCGGUGUUUCAGCCGGGUACGCUCCCAUAGCCAUCGGAACCGAGACAGAUGGGUCCCUUAUAAGUCCUUCAAACCGUGCCGCACUGUAUACAAUUAAGCCAACGAUUGGCCUUGUUUCUGGAGAAGGCAUCAUUCCAAUUUCCAGCAACUUUGACUCUGCGGGACCGAUGACGAAGUCGACCUAUGAUCUAGCUGUGCUUCUGGAUGUUCUUGUUACGGAACCAGCAUCUGAGUCCUUUACAAAUAGUCUGGCAGGGUCUUGGACCAACAUCUCGGUUGCUGCUCUUGACCCUGUCGUAUGGAAAUCGAAAAUAGAUGAUGACGAGCCAGAUUACGGCGCUCGAGAUCAAAUUAAUCGAGAAAUCCGAGAGGCUUACAAAGUCAUCGAGGAGAAGGCAAAGAAAUUUGUCAACAAUAUCGAUCUCAUAUCUCCCGAUGAAUUCAAAAUCGAUGGCGAGAGUUGUGAAUGGACGAUUAUUCAGGCCGAUAUGAAGCCCCAGCUCAAUACCUACCUCGAGAACCUUGAGGAGAGCGAUGUCAGAUCCCUCGCGGAGAUCAUUGCCUUCAACGAGAAGCAUGCUGACUUAGAGCUUCCUCCCCACCAUCCUAGACAAGAUACUCUUAUCAAGUCCCAGAACGACACCACUUCUGCCGAAGAGUACGAGCGCAAUCUAUCUUUUUUGAGGCACAUGGGCCGCGAGAAAGGUGUAGAUCUAGCACUCAAGACUCAAAAUGUGGAUGUUAUAAUCGGCCCAGCUGAUAGUGAUCUCUCUUCAAUGGCGUCUGCUACUGGAUACCCAAUCUGUGCGAUGCCACUAUCCUACCUUGACUUAAACGGUCGUCCAUUUGGAAUGGCAGCAAUUACAGGAAAACACCAGGAGCACCUACUGAUCAAAGUUAUGAGUGCGUGGGAAGCUACUUUCCCUGCUCGACAGCCUCCGCCCCAGCUGGUCAACCACGCGGGCAGUCUUUAA
This is a messenger RNA of Penicillium malachiteum, 1530 nucleotides long. RefSeq lists its product as uncharacterized. The annotation marks the transcript as partial. The transcript has 10 exons. The record is from RefSeq and is a predicted model, not a curated record. NCBI's taxonomy places the organism in Eukaryota, Fungi, Ascomycota, Eurotiomycetes, Eurotiales, Aspergillaceae.